This is a messenger RNA of Symbiodinium natans, 2010 nucleotides long. NCBI's taxonomy places the organism in Eukaryota, Dinophyceae, Suessiales, Symbiodiniaceae. The record is from the annotation of a GenBank genome assembly.
AUGGCGGGCACCAACACGCUGGAAGCCACGGUGGACAUGCUCCGGGGCAGUGCCCCGGGCAGGUUGUGGCAGGAGAACAACGAGGACAUGGCCUCGCUGGUGCAGGAGGAUGAAGGCAUGUCUCCCUGCUUCAGCGAGGUGCCGUCGGACGCGGGGUCCAACUUGCUCAUGCGCACACUCUGCCCCGCCUCCCUGCCGUUUCGGGACCGACUGGCUCGUGCGUCGCCGGCCAAGGACGUGGAGAGCCCACUAGACUGGGGGGCGCUCGCUGCCGCCGAGACGACUGAGGCCCUGGCACGCGACGCGGAGGACGAGACGGCUGGCAAGGUUGAGAUUAACAGCGGCGGCCAGGUGUUCUUUGGCCUACUUUCCGCUGCGGACAGGGAGCAGGCGGUCGUGCUGAAAUUCUGCAACAACCGCUACGUCCUGCAGUCUGAGCAGAUGGCUGCUGAGCUUGCGCGGCAUUUGGGCAUCCCUGGGCCAGCGUCCCGGAUCCUCCUCAAGCCUCACGACACAGCAGAGUGGCAGCAGCUGCAAUCCCGGGCAGCAGAGGUUUGCCCACAACUGGCCGAGAUUCUGGAGAAGAAGAUGUCGAUGCUUCUGCUGCAAUUUGUUCCUGGGCAAAACCUGGAAAACGAAGUCGAUGCCUUCACUGGACCCAAUCUGGCCAAGUCCUGCCACGCCCUGGGUCGAUUGUUCAUUCUGGACUUGUUGCUGGGCAAUGCCGAUCGGCUGCCUCUGCACUCCCUGGGUUGGCGCGGCAAUCCUGGCAACGUUCUCUGGAGCUCAGCGCGCUGUGUUCCCAUCGACGCGGUUGUCGCGCGACGCCCUCCGAAGCUAUUGGUUCGAGAGAUGGAUCAGAAAGCCGCGUACCUCCUGGAGCUGGUACUACUGGAUCGGGCCAGCGCACAGCAGGUCCUGACAGAAUCUCUGAGCUGCAACGCCUCGGCGGCCGAGGCCGUCAAGGCCGACUGGGCCACCAACGAGAACGCGUGGAUCGAGCGCUAUGGUGGCAAGGAGAAGGCAGAGGCUGCCGGCGCCAUGAGUAGUGUCAAGGCCUUCAACGAGGGCGCGAAGGCGGCAUUGGCUGCUGCAGUUCAGGAGCAAGGCCUGUUGGAGAUGAUUACGGACGUGGUACACGCCUGGAUUGAGAAUUUCAAGGCCGACCUGAUCGACCUGCGCGCGAACUCGCCCAGCCGGCCGGAGCUAAAGUUGAGCAACACGGCAGAGCUCCGGGACUUGAGCCAGGAGGGCGCCAAGCCCGACGCCUUCAAAGAGAGGCUCGCCAGUUGGCAGGACCUUCUGCGAGAAAAGACCCAGAACCUCGCCAAGGCCGUGGACGAGUGGGCCGCGCGCCGCCAACUCCGCGCAUCCUUCUCCUUCCGCGGCUUCUUGGGUGCGAGCGUCCUGAAUCCGGUGCCGGACGCGUACGAGCUUCUGGUGCGGCUCAGGCAGCUCACAAGCCGCAUCAAAGUGCUGCACAUGGCGGGAUCUGUCUCGAGACCGGCAGACUUAGCACCAAAGGCCCCACUGUUUGUGGGUGGUGCCACGAGCCUCUGCUUGCAUUUGCUCCGCAAGAUGGGUGGGACGCACAUCUUGAACUGCACCGAAGAUCUCCCUGCCCCGAGUGAUGAGGAGCUUGCUGGCCUCAAGUGGCAGAGACUGGCCCUGCCGGAUCACGAGAACCAGGACCUGUCCGCGACCCUGAAAGCUGCCCUGAAGGUUAUCGCAGAGGCAGAAGAGGCUGGAGGAAAGGUCUUGGUCCACUGCCACGAAGGAAAGAGUCGGUCUGUUUCCGUUUGCUUGGCGUACCUCGUGUCCAGGCAAAUGCCGCUGGCCGACGCGCUCGCCUACGUGAAGUCCAAGCGCCCAAUUGCCCGCCCCAACGCCGGAUUCCUCAGGCAGCUGAUGGCUUUCGAGUUAGAAACCUUGGGGACCAACUCCAAGUUGCCCGAGGACCUGCUGAAAGGCAAGCCGGUGCUCAGCUCGCGCCCAGGCCGCGGCUCGUGA